AUGGCACCUGCUGAGAGUAGCCCGGAUAUGCCUUCCUUUGAGCACGACCUGGCUUUGAAAAAGUCUUUUCCUUGUCACCAAGGCCUGACCCCCCCAGGUAGCCCAACGAAAGAGACAGCCACGUCUCAGGCUAUCGUGAAAGACCUGAAACAUCUCUUUGGCGUGUUACUUGAGAGAAUGCUCGAUAAAACCAACCAAGAACCCCCAAACACUCCUGUCUCCCAGGACCAGUGCCUACCAGGGCUUGACAAGAUUCGACAGGCACUGGACUGUGUUUCACUUGAGCUUUCAUUGGCAAAUAAGCCUGCUCAAUCUUCUGCAAGCGAUGAACGGGCGAAGGUUCCUGGGCCAGAUGGGUUUGACGUCGAGCAGCCCAUCUGUACAACACCUGAGGACUUCCAGUCAUUUGAGAAGUGGGCGUCUGCACCCCAAUUCAAGACAGUCAAGGAAACCUGGGACAAAGAAGCAUGCAAUUACAAGAUCGCCGAACCCACCGAGAGCAGCGGCUGUCUGGACGACUAUGCUGAAUAUGCAUUUGUUGUCCGUGAGCGUGUUGACCGGAAUUCCGAGGAGGUGACCCCAUACAUAGAUAUUAAAUCCGAAGGCUUGCGCGACAUCCUGCGAGGGGUACUGUACGAUAUCAAGGCCACCAGCCUGAUGGAGGACAAGCCAUCGAUUGAACAAAACAUUCUUUUCCAUUUUCUCCCAGAGCUUGGAAUAUAUGCUGAAAACAUGAACAACCUAGACUGUGAAUUAUCACGUCAGCACCUCCGCUUGCUCAUCGACCACCUCAAGCAAGCAUAUUCAGCCAUCUCGCAGCGUCUCGAGUCAAUGCUGCAGCACAGUCACAUUACUUACGAUCUUCUUUGGGCACUUUUUAAACCAGGUUCCCAUGUUUUUGCGACAUGCUUUGGUACAAAAGAGCCACGGUGUGUCAUAUUCGACGCUGGGGAAGAGAUCACACAGAACGAUGAGACCUGGUUCAACCUUGAAUGCCGAUUCAUUGAUUAUGACGGAGUCAAAUUCGGCGAGGCCGGUAUCUUUCUACGCGUGGCAAAGUUCCGAGGGUCGAAGCCGAUCGAGAGCCUUGAAGCCUUCCCUCUUCGCCACCAUCCAAGUCACGAGCAAGUCCGGAAAGACCUGGUCGGAAGAGGCCAAAAGUUUCGAGAUUUGGCCGGCUCGCACAUUCGGCACUGUAAAGGCAACGCAUUUGUUAUGAACAAGGGGAAGGUUUUCAAAGUCAACAUCAACAGUCGAGUAGCGGUGGACGCCGCGUUUUUCCAUGAAAUGCAGCCGAACUACUCCCGACCAUCACUCCGUGACAUAGGGGUAAAAGAAAAGGACGGGAUGGCAGUCAUUGAUUUAGGCGCUAUGUUCAUGAAGGAUCGUGAGCGAGAGAAGGAGAGAAUGCGAGGAGACGGCGUGGAUGGUCAAAGGCUGAACGAGGCUGAUUUAUUAGUCGCCUGCCCAACAGUUUGCUGUUUUAAUUUCAAGGAGAAAAUGUUCCUGGAAUGUGCAAUCAGUGCUCUUAGGAAAGUUGACUGGUCACCUGAAUCAUUCGAUUGCCUUCAGAUUCCACCGGAGACCAAGAAAAUGCUCUUGUCGCUGGCAAAAACGCGUCUAGGUCUCAUACCCAUCGUACCUUUUGACGACGUGAUCGACGGCAAAGGCCAAGGGCUCAAUGUGCUGCUGAAGUAUUGGUCCGCCAGGCGUCGGGAAGACUUUUACUGUCGAGGCGACGUCGGAGUAUUUCAAGCUACCUCUAUACUCGGUAUCAAGAAUCUAUUCCGUGCAAUGAUCGACCUAGCUGACCUUCCACCUUCUCAGAUAUCUGCGGGUGAGCUUGUUGUCGACCACGGGGACUCCCACGCACUUGAAUCGCAACUUGAAAUCAUCUUCAAAAUUGCAAAGCAUUUCAAUGCCAUUCUUCUUUUGGACGAGGCGGAUGCGUUCAUGGCGAGUCGAAGCGAGCUCCAUGAUAGUCACAAUCGCCUGGUCACGGUUUUCCUCCGAAAGCUUGAGUAUUACCAGGGAAUGCUUUUCUUGACCUCAAAUCGGGGCAGACGUUUCGAUGAGGCAAUUCUGAGCCGAACUCAUUUGAUAAUUGAGUACCAGGAUUUAACAAGAGACUUCCGCAGGGGUCUCUGGUCCACCUUCUUGGCCAAAGCCCGAAAAAUGCAAGGACCCGCUGUGGUUGAGGAGGACGACAUUCAGCAUUUGGAGUCUUUGGCUCUCAAUGGACGAGAGAUCAAAAAUAUUGCAGCAAUUGCACAUGCUCUUGCUGAGGCAGAUGCCGCGCAGGUCAGCUAUAAGUAUCUGGAGUCAGCAGCGGAAUCGAACAAGAAGUUCUCGAAAGAAUUUGGCAGGAAGGGCGCCGUUGACGGAAUGUAUGUCUAA
This is a messenger RNA of Penicillium brevicompactum, 2397 nucleotides long. RefSeq lists its product as uncharacterized. NCBI's taxonomy places the organism in Eukaryota, Fungi, Ascomycota, Eurotiomycetes, Eurotiales, Aspergillaceae. Gene Ontology annotation, molecular function: ATP binding; ATP hydrolysis activity. The transcript is spliced from 7 exons. The record is from RefSeq and is a predicted model, not a curated record. The coding region runs from base 1 to 2397 and encodes 798 amino acids.